UCGUGCUCUCGCGAGAGUUGAGAAGGUAUAAAAGAGAAGGGGCACUGCCUGCAGGGCUGGAUCUUUUUUUGUUUCGAGCCGGGAGCGGCAAGAGGAUAUUUGAGGAAGCGGAUAAUUUCGCAUUAGCUCCAGUCAGAAUGUCAGCAGGAGAUGCUCACAUUGGGAAGCCAGCCCCAGACUUUCUGGCCACGGCUGUAAUGCCAGAUGGGCAAUUCAAAGAAAUCUCACUCUCUCAGUACAAAGGGAAAUAUGUUGUGUUCUUCUUCUAUCCACUUGACUUUACCUUUGUCUGCCCAACUGAGAUCAUUGCAUUCAGUGACAGAUCUGAGGAGUUUAGAAAAAUCAACUGCGAAGUGAUUGGUGCUUCUGUCGACUCUCACUUUUGCCAUCUUGCCUGGAUCAACACACCCAAAAAACAGGGUGGACUAGGCUGCAUGCGUAUUCCCUUGGUGUCUGACACGAACCGUGAAAUUUCUAAAAAGUAUGGAGUAUUAAAAGAAGAUGAAGGCAUUUCCUACAGGGGCCUCUUCAUCAUUGAUGAUAAGGGAAUCUUGCGCCAGAUCACAAUCAAUGAUCUCCCUGUUGGUCGCUCAGUUGAUGAAACACUCCGGCUAGUUCAGGCUUUUCAGUUUACAGACAAACAUGGAGAAGUGUGUCCUGCUGGCUGGCAUCCUGGGAAAGACACUAUCAAGCCUGAUGUUCAGAAGAGUAGAGAGUACUUCUCCAAGCAGAACUAAAUGUGCUGUGUGAUUGGGUUUUUUUUUUUGUACAAGGCAUCUAUUCUGUAACCUGUAUAAGUAAAAGCAGACCUGUACUUGUCA
Podarcis muralis (Common wall lizard) is the source of this 821-nucleotide messenger RNA. It is a transcript of the gene PRDX1, whose product is annotated as peroxiredoxin 1. Gene Ontology annotation, biological process: leukocyte activation; cellular response to stress; response to oxidative stress. The record is from RefSeq and is a predicted model, not a curated record. Gene Ontology annotation, molecular function: thioredoxin peroxidase activity. Lineage: Eukaryota; Metazoa; Chordata; Lepidosauria; Squamata; Lacertidae. Gene Ontology annotation, cellular component: cytosol.